Mesorhabditis belari is the source of this 885-nucleotide messenger RNA. Lineage: Eukaryota; Metazoa; Nematoda; Chromadorea; Rhabditida; Rhabditidae. The record is from the annotation of a GenBank genome assembly.
AUGGACGCCGUUGUCUACCUCGCACUUUUCGUCUUGGGCGCCGUUUUUAUCGUUAGUUUCACCGUUUUGAUCAUCAUGUGUCGGAGGCGACAAUUCCGGCUGAAGAAUCUCCGACGAGAUCCCAGAUUCUCGAAACUCGAUGACGAUAACAUGGAAGGACAAAUGGUUCAAUUGACCCCAUUAUUGGCGAUGGCUUUGGAGAGAAAUGGAUGGGUUUACGAUGUGGGCGGACUUUUGCAACAUUGUGUCGCCGUGCUGCAAUUGGCGCACUCUUUGUCGGAACAGCUCUCGAAACAUUCAAUGGCUCAAUCGUCUCCCCAACUUCAGCAUCUUGUCACCGAAGCGACUCAUCGAAUCAUGCCAAGAUUCGACGAUUUGCUCUCAUCAGUUGCCAGUCCAAAAGUCGAUGUGAGAAUUCUUGAAGCACGAGCUACCGCCUUGGCGACAGUCUGCUGGAGUUUGGCUCUUCCGUUCACCCUUGCACAUCCGAAUAUGAAAGAGAAAAUGGGCGAGCCUCUGUUGAGUAUGGAGCAACACUUGGACGCGUUGCGGUUGGCCGCUCAGCUUGCCGAACAAUCCGACUCGGGAAAGGUGGACAUCGAUUGGAAAAAUUUGCCAUCGGAUUCGGGAAUCUCGGGAAAUGAGGAAGGAGAAUCGGGAGAGAAGAUCGAUGGAGAAAAGGGAAAAAAGAAAGCUGAAGGACAAAAUGGGCAACAAUUCGAGAAGAAAAGUACGAUGACAACGAUGACAACAAUGGCAAUGACACCAAUCAUCAAUGAAACAGUGACAUCAAUCGCUGAAACGGCACCGUUAUUAGAACGAUUGCGCGAGACAGACGCCGCCUCCCCGAAUGGUCAUCCAGCUGAUCCGGGCCAUCCGAUCGCG